Messenger RNA from Aspergillus ruber CBS 135680, 843 nucleotides. Its product is annotated as transcription elongation factor 1 family protein. Bases 277 to 657 code for a protein of 126 amino acids. Gene Ontology annotation, molecular function: RNA polymerase II complex binding. Gene Ontology annotation, biological process: transcription elongation by RNA polymerase II. The transcript has 4 exons. NCBI's taxonomy places the organism in Eukaryota, Fungi, Ascomycota, Eurotiomycetes, Eurotiales, Aspergillaceae. The record is from RefSeq and is a predicted model, not a curated record. Gene Ontology annotation, cellular component: transcription elongation factor complex.
UGUACCUCAAAAUAAUGAAGCCAAAGUAUUCUAUAGACACCCGUCAGAAUGAUGCGUUUGAGGAGAAAUUAUUUUCUUUUGCCCCCAGAAAGAAUUCACAGAGAAAUAACGCUCUAAGACGUUUAAAAGGAAUAUUAGCUCAAAACUCAUAAUUCAUAUUCAUAGGGUCCACUUGCUCCCAAGCUUACCUAAUCCCAUACCCUCCCAUACACCUUCCUGCCUCUACGGAAGAGUCCAAUUAUUACCUGCGUCAAUUCUUCAUCCAUAAUCGAAACCAUGGGCAAGCGAAAGAAGUCGAGCAGACAACCACAGGGACCAAAAAAGAGAGAGCCCUUGCCUUCAACGUUCGCAUGCUUGUUUUGCAAUCACGAGAACUCUAUUGUUGUUAAGCUUGACAAGAAGUUGGGUCUAGGGAAUCUGUCUUGCAAGGUGUGCGGGCAAAGAUUCCAAACCGGUAUCAACUAUCUAUCCGCUGCCGUUGAUGUAUAUUCUGACUGGGUGGAUGCUUGUGAUGCCGUGGCCAAAGACGCUGCUAACAAGUAUGAAGAACGUGAUGCUCAUGGCAUGCGUUUGAAUGAGUAUCCCAUUUCCUACGAGCCGCGGGAGACUGGAGCAAUUGUUGGCGAGAGUAGGAAAAAUGACACCGAUGAUUUCUGAUGUUGUGUUGAUUAUGGAGAAUGGCGCAUAUGGUGAAGAUUCUGCAGUUUUUGUUUCAUUUUCUGGGAUACUCUGAUCUGAUUUGAUGUUAUGAUAGAAGUCAAGAAAUAGCCUUAAUAACCACAAAGAAAACUAAAUCAUGCGAAUGAAAGACAGAACAUAAACCAACAUUUGUUAAUGAAGGAG